This is a messenger RNA of Pyricularia grisea, 3407 nucleotides long. RefSeq lists its product as uncharacterized. Bases 1 to 2613 code for a protein of 870 amino acids. Gene Ontology annotation, molecular function: glucan endo-1,3-beta-D-glucosidase activity; endo-1,3(4)-beta-glucanase activity. The record is from RefSeq and is a predicted model, not a curated record. NCBI's taxonomy places the organism in Eukaryota, Fungi, Ascomycota, Sordariomycetes, Magnaporthales, Pyriculariaceae. Gene Ontology annotation, cellular component: cell surface. The transcript is spliced from 5 exons.
AUGCGUUUGAACGUCAUACUAACGAUGCUGGUUGGCGUGGCCAGCUGCUCAUCGGACCCUAGUGAACAUCGACACCAACAUCGGCAUCCUCACGCAUCACCGGUGGCCCACCCUGCCAAAAGACAAGUCGCAGAAGCUAGGAGUACGACACCACCGCAAAGUGUGGUAGCCUCGCCCACCAGUGGCGCUUCAGUGACCCGGCCAGCCAACGAGAAGCCCAGAGUAACUAGCGUGGGUAUAUUGAUCACCGAGCUCGAGGGCGGUGUUGCACAGAUUAUUACCGCCCGACCUGGUCCGCCCCCUGAUACCCGGGGUACCGUCGUCACCAAGUUGAAUACUACCGGUCACGCCACGAUAGCACCUCUGCUCACCAGGCCCAUUCCUCCGAUAAAGGAGAGAUUCGACGUGACUCUCCAGGCUCGAUCUGCAGCAGAAAUUGCAACCAAAAGCCCGCCGUCCAGACCGGCUGUCGCCAGGAUGGCUGCUCCCAACAUAUUCGCAGAACCCAUUUCAACCAACCCACCACAUGCAAAAUUCCAACGCCGCGAUGAUCAUCCAGUCGGACGGAGCAGCAUCACGUCGUUGGCGCCGUAUCCCACCAACAAGUUCUUUAGCAACAUGUAUCUAGGAGGCAUGAGGAGUCCAGCAUUUCUUCACCCGUACUCGAUCCAAUGGGCCAAGGGAGAAGGCGUCACGGGCAGCUGGGGGUUCGCCAUAUCUCAUACAGAACCCAACCAGAGAGUCUUUGGGCCACCUGAUCCGACGACCAAAGCUUCCAAGUACUUCAUCAAUCCGAUUGGAAUUCACUCUAUCGUUCUUUCUGCCCAGGAACUAGGACCGCAGACUCAACUGGCCAUGACCGACCUCUGCGCUUUCAGCGCCAUGGCCGAGUUGCGAGGCAGUCCCGGCGGCCAGCCGACUCUGAGGAUGCCUUUUGUCCAGGGCUCAGGUUUUAUCACGGGCAUCUACAACGGCGCAAGGCCCAUUAUCAGCUCGGGUGUUUACUUCAGGCAGGUCCUGCGUGCCAAUCAGAACCCUCAGCCCGGCGUCAUCAAAUACAAGAUGUUCCUGGAGGACGGCAAGUCGUGGCUCUUGUACGCACGCCACACGUCAGGCAACCCCCUCAUUCUCGAUGUUGUCGACAGCAAGAACUUCAAGGCGAGGGAGCCGUUCUGGGGUACCAUUCAGAUUGCCAAAGAGCCAGGAGACGGUGAGUCCAUAUAUGAUCAGGCUUGUGGUGCGUAUGCCACCUCGGUGGAGCUCUCGGGAACGACGAGCGGCAAAACGGGGUCGUACACGUUCACCUUCAGGCGAGCGGGUCUCGCGAGCUCGAAGCUUCUCAUGUUUGCGUUGCCGCAUCAUGCCGAUGGGUUCUCGGAUGCAUCUCGCCAGGCCGCCACCGGCCUCAAGCUGCAGACGACGACCAAGGGAGUUGCAACCGGAAUUCUAGCGGAUUCGUGGACAAUCCGGGAGACCCUGACGCCGAGCGUUGGGUUCCUGCCCUGGGACACCAGGAGGGGCGAGAUUACGCAGUUGGGCAACUCUGCUAGGAUGGCGGUGCUCAGGAUCGCGCAACAGGAGCUCGCGCAGAACAUGAUUGACCAGGCGAACUUGGAUUCGAUGUAUUUCAGCGGCAAGGCUCUAGCCAAAUUUGCCUCGAUCAUCAUCGUGGCCAGCGAUCUGCUCAAGAAUUCUGAGGUCACCCAGACGGGGCUUAACCAGCUCAAGAGGGCAUUCGCCAUCUUUGCCGAGAACCGACAAAAGUUCCCGCUCGUCUACGACACUCGAUGGGGUGGGAUAGUGUCUAGCGCUUCGUAUGUGACGGGACAGCCAGGCAUAGAUUUCGGCAACACAUACUACAACGACCACCACUUCCAUUACGGCUAUUUCGUCUACACGGCAGCUGUGAUUGCUCACAUUGACAAGGCCUGGGGUAAUGCCAACAAGGAAUUUGUUAACACGCUGGUCCGAGACUUUGCAAACCCGAGCGCGAAGGAUGGCUUUUUUACCAUGUAUCGCAACUUUGACUGGUUUCACGGACACAGUUGGGCUCAUGGGCUGUACGAUACUCUGGACGGAAACGACCAAGAAUCCAGCUCGGAAGACGCCAUGUCGGCUUACGCCGUCAAGAUGUGGGGACGCGCCAUCGGCGACGCAAACAUGGAGGCGCGGGGAGAGCUGCAGCUGGCGGUGCAGGCGCGGGCGUUCAAGUACUACUACCUAUACACGUCAGACAACAAGGUCCAACCGCCCGAGUUUGUGGGCAACAAGGUGGCGGGCAUCUUGUUUGAGAACAAGAUCGACCACACGACCUUCUUUGGCGCCAACACCGAGUUCAUCCAGGGCAUCCACAUGAUACCCCUGAUGCCAUUCUCACCGGUUACGCGCAGCGACCAAUUUGUCCGCGAGGAGUGGGCUACCUACUUUGACAACGGCCGCAUCAACGAGGUGCAAGGGGGCUGGAGGGGAAUCUUGAUGGGCAACUAUGCGCAGAUCAACCCUGCCAUGGCAUACAGCUUCUUUGGGUCGUCUAAGUUCGACCCAGGCUUCUUGGACGGUGGCGCGUCGAGGACCUGGUACAUGGCUUACUCUGCUGCCUUGGCGGGUCUCUGAGGAGGGGGUUUACGAAUCGAUAUCCACGCGUUAUAAUUUUACAGCAUCGCAUUCCGGAGUAUCCAAGGAGUCCGCGGUUACAUUAGUGGAGGUUUACCUUUUCGGCGUUGUUGUUGGGCCGACCUGCUGAUCCGGGUUUUAUUUUGGUUGGUCUCUCUCUUUUUCUCAUAUGGGGAUCAGCAAUUGGAUAAGCUUUUAUCAGUUUUCACUUUUUUUCACCUUUUUUUUAUUUAUUUAUUCUUCCCCUCUAUUCCUUUUUCUACUUUUGUCUUUGUUAUUAACGUGGUAUUCACUGGUUGGCUUGAUGGCUAUCGAGAAAGUGGAUUGACCAUAUGAUUGAGCAUAGCAGGAAAACCUUAUGAGCUUAUGCUUGGGAAAAGGAACACGACGUCUUCAUUCACACGAGGUAGAUGAAAGGGGCAAGGGCUUUUUACGAAUUCAGGAUAGCAUUUUUAGAAAUUAGCAUGGGUAUGCACAGCCUACCUUUAGACAGUAUCAGUCAUACAUUUAUAAUUUCCUUACUGUGCUAGUGCCACUUGGUCUUUUAAUUCCGUACGAUUAAUGAGUUUGUUUGUUUGACAAUGCAGUUGCAAAAUGCUUGAUAAUCCCUUUUCUUUGAAGAGUUGGUGGCGUGAUCGGCGAGGAUAUCUCUUGUUUUUUUUUUCCAUAUAUUCUUUCUUGGCUAUUUUUCUUUCUGCCAAGCCAAGUAAGCCACAUGCGAUAUUUUUCUUUCGUUUAUUGUUUGGAUGGAGUUGCAUCGUUUCACCCCAUGAACUUAUUAGCCGAGAAAAGGG